Messenger RNA from Bipolaris victoriae FI3, 897 nucleotides. RefSeq lists its product as hypothetical. Bases 1 to 897 code for a protein of 298 amino acids. Gene Ontology annotation, molecular function: structural molecule activity; protein binding. Gene Ontology annotation, cellular component: nuclear pore outer ring; COPII vesicle coat. Lineage: Eukaryota; Fungi; Ascomycota; Dothideomycetes; Pleosporales; Pleosporaceae. The record is from RefSeq and is a predicted model, not a curated record. Gene Ontology annotation, biological process: protein import into nucleus; COPII-coated vesicle budding; positive regulation of TOR signaling. The transcript has 4 exons.
AUGGCCAACGUUAUAGCCAACUCCGGCCACGAUGACAUGAUACAUGAUGCUGUUCUGGACUACUAUGGCCGACGAUUAGCGACUUGUUCUUCAGACAAGACAAUCAAGAUCUUCGAAGUUGAAGGCGACAAGCACACAUUGGUAGAGACGCUUAGAGGACACGAAGGUGCUGUAUGGAGUGUCGCAUGGGCACACCCCAAGUAUGGCAACAUCCUCGCCUCCUCCUCGUACGAUGGCAAGGUCCUCAUCUGGCGCGAGCAGUCCAACAGCUGGCAGAAGAUUUACGAGGUCGCUCUCCACACUGCCUCGGUCAACCUUGUUGCAUGGGCACCCCACGAGGCAGGCUGCCUACUCGCAUGUGCUUCCACCGACGGCAACGUCUCUGUACUCGAAUUCAAAGACAACAACUGGACACAUCAGCUUUUCCAGGCUCAUGGAAGUGGUGUCAAUAGCGUAUCAUGGGCUCCUGCUAUUGCGCCUGGACAAGCCGUCAGUGCGGGUGGCGCCCAAGUGGCUGCAAGGCGGCUAGUGACCGGUGGAAGUGACUGCCAGGUCAAGAUCUGGGAAUUCAGCCCCGACAGCGGCAGCUGGCAGAACCUGCAGAUACUCCCUGGUGGUCACCUGGAUUGGGUUCGCGACGUAGCCUGGUCACCCACGGUCCUAUCAAAGUCAUACAUUGCCUCUGCCUCUCAGGAUAAAACUGUCAUCAUCUGGACCUCUUCGGACUUGCGAGGCGAAUGGAAGCGCACUAAGCUGGAUGUUGAUGCCGCAGCCUGGCGCGUCAGUUGGAGCUUGAGUGGCAAUGCCUUGGCUGUGAGCACUGGCGACAACAGAGUCAGUCUCUGGAAGGAGCGGCUCAGUGGCGGAUGGGAAUGCGUCAAGACAAUUGAGGAGUAG